AUGGCGCCGAAAGCCUCGCCGCUGAUGACGGGGCUCUAUGUGCUGGCGCUCUUGGUGUGUGGCUCUUUGAAUACACUCACCAUGAAGAUAGCCUUUACCAUGUCGGGCACCGUCGAUGGUCACAGCCAACGCUUUGAGAAGCCCUGGUUCAUCACCUUUGUGAUGUUUGUGGCGAUGUGCUUGGCUUUGCCCUGUGACAAAAACAUGUGGAAAUCCACCAAGAUGGUGGCGGAGCCGCUCUUGGACAACGUGCACAUGUCCCGCGAUGCAGUUCAGAUGACCUGGAGACAAAAGGUGGUUCGAGUCAUCGCCCCGGCGGUCUUCGACAUCGGCGCCACCGGCUUGUGCUGCAUUGGAUUCCUUUACAUCCCGGCCAGUGUGUGGCAGCUGUUGCGAGGUGCAGAGAUCGUCUUCGCCGCCAUCUUCUCGGUCUUUUGUCUCAACCGCCGCUUGUACGUCUUCCACUGGCUCGCCCUGCUCUUCUGCGUCUCCGGUAUCGUCUCUGUGGGCCUCGCCAGUGUUUGGGGCGACGAGGAACAGGCCUCUGCGAAGGGCACGGCUGCUGGAGUGGGUCUUCAGGUCUUGGGCAUUGGAUUGGCCUUGGCGGGGCAAGUUGUCCAAGCGGCUCAGGUGAUUGCGGAAGACGCCCAGACUGGAAUUUGA
Molecule: messenger RNA, 663 nt
Organism: Durusdinium trenchii
Lineage: Eukaryota; Dinophyceae; Suessiales; Symbiodiniaceae
Source: the annotation of a GenBank genome assembly